AUGGCGUCCCGCGGUCCUUCAGCCAAGCGCGGGGGAGCCGCCGCCGGGCCCGGGGGCUCUCGGGGUCCCGAGCCCCAGGGGGAGCCGCCGCCUCCGCUGCAGGCCGUGCUGGUCGCCGACAGCUUCAACCGCCGCUUCUCCCCCAUUUCCAAGGACCGGCCUCGGGCUCUGAUUCCUCUGGCAAACGUGGCCAUCAUCGAUUAUACCCUGGAAUUCCUAACUGCGACUGGAGUGGAGGAAACAUUUGUCUUUUGCUGCUGGAAGUCGGCGGAGAUCAAGGAACAUGUACAGAAGUCCAAGUGGUGCCGCUCGACUUCUCCAAACACCGUGCGGUUCGUGACCUCCGACCUCUACCGUUCGCUUGGGGACGUACUGAGGGACGUUGAUGCCAAGUCUCUUGUUCGUUCCGACUUUGUGCUCGUCUCCGGAGAUGUGGUGUCUAAUAUUAACAUUUCCAAAGCUUUACAGGAACACAGGGCGCGGCGCAAAGCAGAGAAGAACGUGUCUGUGAUGACAAUGAUUUUCAAAGAGUCUUCGCCGUUUCAUCGGGCCAGAUGCCAAGAGGACGAUGUCAUCCUUGCCAUGGACAGCGCAACAAACCGGGUCCUUCACUACCAGAAGACGCAAGGGCUGAAGCGCUUCCGGUUUCCCAUGAGCUUGUUUCAGAGCAAUACAGAAGACGUGCAAGUACGGCACGAUCUAUUGGAUUGCCACAUCAGCAUCUGCUCUCCUCAGGUGGCCGAGCUGUUCACGGAUAACUUUGACUAUCAGACUCGGGAUGACUUUGUGCGGGGCCUUUUGGUGAACGAGGAGGUUCUGGGCAACCAGAUCCACCUGCACAUGACGUCGGAAGAGUACGGGGCCCCCGUCUCCAACCUGCUGAUGUACGAAGCCGUAUCCUCCGAUGUGAUCCAGCGCUGGGUUUACCCGCUGACGCCGGAGAUGAACUUCAGUGACAACGAGAGGGGGAGCUGCACCCAUUCCCGCCACAACAUCUACCGGGGGGCGGAGGUGAGCCUGGGCCACGGCAGCUUGCUGGAGGAGAACGUCUUGAUCGGGCGGGCAACGUCCGUCGGCAACAGGUGCUCCAUUACGAACAGCGUCAUCGGCCCGGACUGCAGGAUAGGUGACGAGGUCAUUCUAGAUGGGGCGUUCCUCUGGAGCGGGGUCCGCGUCGGAGACCAUGUGAAAAUCCAGCAAUCAAUUGUCUGCGAUGAGGCAGAGGUGAAGAAAGGGGUAACGCUGAAGCCACGCUGUGUCCUCACUUCCCAGGUGGUGGUGGGCCCUGACGUCGUCCUCCCGGAAGGCACUGUCAUCUCCUUACAUCCCACCGACGAGGAAGAGGAGGACGAUGACCAGUUCAGCGACGAUUCCGGAAUGAAUAAAGAGGAGAGCAAGGCGAAGCUAAAAGGUUACAACACAGUGGAAGUCGGCUCAGAGGGCAGAGGUUACCUUUGGAAAGCAGACAGCGAGAACGAUGCAGACGAAGAGGAGCAGAGGCAGAGUCUCUGGGGCCCCGCUUUAAGCGCGGAAGAAGAAAGCGAGACCGAAAGCGACAUGAGCGAGGGGUCCGAGCAUUCAGGGAGCCGGGCAGCUUCCCCUCAGCUGGAUGAUAUCAAAGUCUUCCAGAACGAGGUGCUGGGAACUUUGCAGAGGGGAGAAGAGGAGAACAUCUCCUGCGACAACCUGGUUUUGGAGAUCAACUCUCUGAAGUACGCAUAUAACAUUGGCCUGAAGGAAGUGAUGGAGGUGCUCAGCAAAGUGGUUCUGGAGUUCCCCCUGCAGCAGAUGAACGCCGAGAAAGAUCCCCAGCACUACUGCAUGUUGGUAGUCCCUCUACUGAAAAACUGGGCUCCGGUCUUCAAGAACUACAUCAAGCGGGCGUCGGAUCACUUGGAUGCCUUACACGCCAUCGAAGAGUUCUUCCUGGAACACGAUAGCCUGUGCAUGUCCAUGGCCAAAGUGCUGAUGACUUUCUACCAGCUGGAGAUCUUGGCAGAAGAGAUGAUUCUCACCUGGUUUUCUCAACGGGACGCAUCUGAGAAAGGCAGACAGCUUCGUAAAAACCAGCGGCUUCAGAAGUUCAUCCAGUGGCUGGAGGAGGCCGAAGAGGAGUCAUCGGAGGGAGAAGAAAACUGAU
Molecule: messenger RNA, 2140 nt
Organism: Euleptes europaea (tarantolino)
Lineage: Eukaryota; Metazoa; Chordata; Lepidosauria; Squamata; Sphaerodactylidae
Gene: EIF2B5
Product: eukaryotic translation initiation factor 2B subunit epsilon
Exons: 16
Coding region: 1-2139 (712 amino acids)
Cellular component (GO): eukaryotic translation initiation factor 2B complex
Molecular function (GO): guanyl-nucleotide exchange factor activity; translation initiation factor activity; translation initiation factor binding
Source: RefSeq, a predicted model, not a curated record